AUGUAUAAAUUGUUAAGAAUUACAUGUUGUAGGAUUGUUCUAAAAUUUGAAUGCAUAAAAAUAAAAAAUAUGUUAUUAUUGAGCUUACAAUAAUUGUAAAUAUAUUAGAUGCUCAAUAAAUUCAAAAGUGAUGGUCAAGGGACACUCAUUGAUCAUCGUAUCUCUUGUGAUAGGAUUAGUUGCGAUAAUUUACACAUGUUAUAAUAAGACUAAAAAAUCAAAUUAUGAACUUGCAUAUAGUUAUUUUCCGCAAGGAUAUUAUUUAGGUGCAGGUGAAGAGUCCUAUGCUUUAAUCAACCAAUAUUCUAUUGAUAAUGAAGAAGCUAAUAAAGUUUCUGAAAUUGAAGCUUUGUCAUCACUGAAGGCAGCAAUGGAUUUAAAAGUGCAAGGAAGACUGGAUAGAGCACUUAAAUUAUUUGAGCAUGCUGCAGCAUUGGCACCAAAGCAUCCAGAUGUUUUAACAAAAUAUGGAGAAUUUUUGGAAGAAACAAAAAAAGAUAUUGUUAAAGCAGACCAACUAUAUUUUCAAGCCCUCACAUAUUGUCCCACCCACACUGAUGCAGUUUCAAACCGGCAAAGAACAUCUACAAUAGUAGCAAAUAUAGAUAAUACUCGUCUUGAGAGUAUUGAUAGAAAAAGAGACGCUUUAGCUGCUAUACCUGAAUCUAAUGGAUCAUUAAGAAGGGCAAAGAAGGAAGCAUAUUUUAGUUAUAUUUACCACACAGUUGCUAUUGAAGGUAAUACUAUGACAUUACAACAGACUCGUUCUGUUCUUGAAACAAGAAUGGCAGUCAUGGGAAAAAGUAUAGACGAACACAAUGAGAUAUUGGGUUUAGAUUCUGCCAUGAAGUAUAUAAAUUCAAGUAUACUAAAUAGAAUGGGCGAAAUUACUAUCAAUGACAUUCUGGAAAUACAUCGACGUGUACUUGGUCAUGUAGAUCCAGUGGAGGGUGGAUCUAUGCGUAGAACACAGGUUUAUGUAGGAGGCCACGUACCUCCUUCACCUAGUGAUUUAACAGUACUAAUGUCAAGAUUUGAAAGAUGGUUAAAUUCUCAACGGGAGUCUGAAUCUGUGCAUCCUGUCAGGCUUGCAGCUCUUGCUCACUACAAACUAGUUCACAUACAUCCAUUCACUGAUGGAAAUGGUCGUACCUCACGAUUGCUGAUGAAUGUAAUUCUGAUGCAAGCUGGUUAUCCACCUGUUAUUAUAUUGAAACAGCACAGGCACUUAUACUAUGAAACGUUGCGCAUAGCCAAUGAAGGCGACGUCAGACCUUUUGUCCGAUUUAUUGCUGAAUGCACUGAAAAUACAUUGGAUUUAUUCUUGUGGGCUACUAGCGAAUUUUCUAAUAAAAUCCCAGCUUUAGCACAAGAGUUUUCCAGCACAACCGAUUCUUUAGAGUUACAUGAAGGGAGUGCAGAUUUUUAUGAAGAAACUAAUGGAAACAGUUGACGAUAAAUAAAAAAUAUUAGAUCAAUUAUUAAGGAAAUAUUUUGAUUGUGAUUUUAUGUAAAUAUUAUAUUUAUGUUAGAUUUUAUUUAUUUACUUUUAUAAUGUGAUGUUACCAUGU
This is a messenger RNA of Ctenocephalides felis (cat flea), 1571 nucleotides long. Its product is annotated as adenosine monophosphate-protein transferase Fic-like. The coding region runs from base 131 to 1453 and encodes 440 amino acids. Gene Ontology annotation, molecular function: protein binding. The record is from RefSeq and is a predicted model, not a curated record. The transcript is spliced from 7 exons. Lineage: Eukaryota; Metazoa; Arthropoda; Insecta; Siphonaptera; Pulicidae.